CCUGCUUCUGAGAAAUGUCCACCAACGAGACAGAAGCCACUGCCAGCACCCAGGUGUCAGCGGAAGAACCGGUACAGCAGCCCAGCGUGGUGGACCGCGUGGCCGGCAUGCCACUCAUCAGCUCCACCUGCCACAUGGUGUCCGCCACCUACAUGUCCACCAAGGAGAGCCAUCCCCACGUCAAGACUGUGUGCGACGCGGCCGAGAAGGGCGUGAAGACCCUCACGGCGGUCGCUGUCAGCGGGGCACAGCCCAUCCUGUCCAAACUGGAGCCCCAGCUCACAUCGGCCAGUGAAUACGCCCACAGGGGGCUGGACAAACUGGAGGAGAAUCUGCCCAUCUUGCAGCAGCCACCGGAGAAGGUCCUGGCAGACACCAAGGAGCUUGUGUCGUCCAAAGUGUCGGGAGCCCGAGAAGCUGUGUCCAACACCGUGUCCAGCGCCAGGGACACCAUGGCCUCCCGGGUGACCGAGGCGGUGGAGGUGACCCGGGGUGCUGUGCAGAGUGGCGUGGACAUGACCAAGUCCAUGUUGACCAGUGGCGUCCACUCGGUCAUGGGCUCCCGCGUGGGCCAGAUGGUGCUGAGCGGGAUGGACACGGUGCUGGGCAAAUCGGAGGAGUGGGUAGACAACCACCUGCCCAUGACGGACACUGAGCUUGCCCGCCUCGCCACCUCCCUGGAGGGCUUCGACAUCGCCUCAGUGGCCCAGCAGCGGCAGGAACAGAGCUACUUUGUGCGUCUGGGCUCCCUGUCAGAGAGGCUGCGCCAGCGUGCCUACGAACACUCUCUGGGUAAACUGCAGAGCACCAGGCAGAGGGCCCAGGAGGCGCUGCUACAGCUCUCACAGACACUCAGCCUGAUGGAAACCGUCAAGCAGGGUGUCGACCAGAAGCUAGUGGAGGGUCAGGAGAAACUACACCAGAUGUGGCUCAGCUGGAACCAGAAGCAGCUCCAGGGCCCAGAGGAGGAUGCAGCCAAGCCAGAGCAGGUUGAGUCCCAGACACUCACCAUGUUCCGUGACAUCGCCCAGCAGCUGCAGACCACCUGCGCCUCGCUGGGCUCCAGCCUCCAGGGGCUGCCCGCCCACAUCAAGGACCAGGCGCUGCAGGCUCGCCGCCAGGUGGAGGACCUCCAAGCCACCUUCUCUGGCAUCCACUCCUUCAAGGACCUGUCCAGCAGCAUCCUGACGCAGAGCCGCGGGCAGGUGGCCAGGGCCCGAGAGGCCCUCGACCACGUGGUGGAGUAUGUGGCCCAGAACACGCCCAUCACGUGGCUGGUGGGACCCUUCGCCCCCGGAAUCACCGAGAAGGCCCCAGAAGAGAAGAAACAGAAGCAGGAGGGAGGCUCCUAG
Molecule: messenger RNA, 1352 nt
Organism: Lipotes vexillifer (Yangtze River dolphin)
Lineage: Eukaryota; Metazoa; Chordata; Mammalia; Artiodactyla; Lipotidae
Gene: PLIN3
Product: perilipin 3
Exons: 7
Coding region: 15-1352 (445 amino acids)
Biological process (GO): positive regulation of triglyceride storage; lipid storage
Cellular component (GO): lipid droplet; cytosol
Source: RefSeq, a predicted model, not a curated record